AUGAGCAACGACUCCGCACUCUUCAACUCCAACUCUUCUGCGAGCAUUGAAGUACUUCCCAGUGAGGAGCAAGAAUCAGACUCAAAUCAAAUAUUAUCUAUUUUCAGCCCAUUGGCAUUCAUGGACUGCCUGAACAUCUCCACGGACGCCCUUCCAGAUGAGGAAUCCAAGGACGAGGACGAGGACUUUGGGCAACAGGAAUUGGAGAGUUCAGGAAAGAGGUUACACAUCCAUGAGAGCCGUCUGACUUCUCCCACUGGAGCUGCAGUGGCUGGACCUAGCUAUUUCGCAACACCUUGGCUGGGAAGGAGGGAUGCUCAAGCGGAGACUUUUAGUCCGACACCUUACAAAAUGGCGAUCAGACACGACUACUCUCGAGCAACAAUAUGGCAGAAGGCAUCCAUAAUGCAUAUUUAUGGUGGAUAUGAUGUCUUGACAUUAUUCGCUAUUUCUCUUCAUAUGUGCCAUGUUUUGGCAGUUGCGACAUCAGACCAACUACUCAAACAGGUCGCCCGAGGAAUUGGGGAAGAUGAUUACAUCAAUAUAAGCUCGUCAUUAAAUUUUUGGAUUCUCACAUCUACUUUUCACCAUGCUGUUGACACCGGCAUAAUCAAAUUCAUCCCCCAUGAUGAUGUCUUAGAUGCCAUGACACAUUACUUGGAUGAACUUCAUAAACUGAGGUUGGCAGUUGAGAAAGGCAAGAUAUCGUCACAGGAAUACAACAAGCACAUUAACGGUAACCUUCGGAGAAAGCAGCUCUUCCUGCCUGCCAACUAUCCGUAUAGGAUUGUGGGUGUGUUGUGUCCAGAAGACUUCAUCAUUCCUCAAUACGAAGUUGACCAAGAUGUUGAAAUCCCCGCCGAGGAAGUUCACAAUGAAGGGAGUGAUUUUCAAAUCACGAUCAGGCGGUUCCCAAUACCCCUGCCCCGUCCUGUGAGUGAUCCACCUUUUCUUGUGGGCCUCACUAAUGGUGACUUCUGCCUUUAUAAAGCCAAAAGCCAACCAGGCACAGGGAUCCAUCAAGCCCCAACUUGGAGAUCGCAAGCCGGUGUUCUUCCACAAUUCAGGUCAAUAUCUCCAAAAAUGUACAAUGAGGAUGAAGUUUUCUGGCUGUGGCAAGACCAGUUCUUUGUUGUAGUGAACGUAGGGGAGUUCCUUCAUACUCUGAGCAUAGCAUGGAAGCGGGGGAAUACUGGGGCCGAGUUCAUGCUCAUAGAAUAUGUCAAGGACGAGAGACAUCGGACUUCACUGCUCAAGGCCCUCCAGCUUUACAGAACAAUACUACAUGCACCAGCACCACCCGCAACCGAACAAAUGCGAGAGUCACCUAGCCGACCGCAGAUGCCAAGGACCCGAUCCAGGACAAAGAACUCCGGGCCUGCAACGUCCCAGUUCAAGGGAAAGAGGAAGGAACGUGACAGUAGCAGAGACCACACUUGCAGCUCCAGGCGUCUGAAGCAUGAAGAGCCUGAAAUGAUGGGUCGGGACAAGCUGCCGUUAUAA
This is a messenger RNA of Marasmius oreades (fairy-ring Marasmius), 1503 nucleotides long. RefSeq lists its product as uncharacterized. The transcript has 4 exons. Lineage: Eukaryota; Fungi; Basidiomycota; Agaricomycetes; Agaricales; Marasmiaceae. The record is from RefSeq and is a predicted model, not a curated record. Bases 1 to 1503 code for a protein of 500 amino acids.